Molecule: messenger RNA, 689 nt
Organism: Cynara cardunculus var. scolymus (artichoke)
Lineage: Eukaryota; Viridiplantae; Streptophyta; Magnoliopsida; Asterales; Asteraceae
Exons: 1
Coding region: 18-512 (164 amino acids)
Biological process (GO): regulation of developmental process; innate immune response
Source: RefSeq, a predicted model, not a curated record
AUACAAACAUCUUCAAGAUGCCAAGAAUUCUCAAGUUCGAAUUCCUCAUAACCCUUUUCGUUUUUCUUGGUUCAUUCUUUAUAACAACUGCUCGGCCAUUGGAUAUUUUGAAUACCAUUAGCUGCUCUGACUAUAAUGAUGUAUUUUUCAACCGUUUUUCUUUGGGUGCUAUCAAAGACGGACCAAGUCCUGGAGUCGGACAUGGGUUCACCGACAAGGCUACGCUUGGAGGAAUCAAGGAAGGACCAAGUCCUAGCAUCGGACGUGGGUUCACCGACAAGGCUACGCUUGGUGGAAUCAAGGAUGGACCAAGUCCUGGCAUCGGACAUGGGUUCACCGACAAGACUACGCUUGGUGGAAUCAAGGACGGACCUAGUCCUGGAGUUGGACACAAGUUUACGUUGGGAGGAAUUAAAGAUGGACCAAGCCCUGGAGUAGGACACAAGUUUGUAAACGUUGACUUGCUUGGAGAACUUAAGAACUCAGGUCCAAGUCCGGGUGCAGGUCACUAGUGCAAUCGAUCAUUCAAGAAAAUGGUUGUGGUUUAUUUCUCAUACAAACAACAUUCAUAUUCUUUUUAGUAGUCAAAAUAUACAUUUUAUCAGUAAUAAGACUCAACUCACAAGCAAUGAUUUAGUUCAGUUGAUAUUACUUAGAUCGAAAUAAUUGAUUUUGAUCGUCACAUUAUA